AUGACAACACCUCAUACUUACCUUGAUGGCACAAGCCCUUUCACGUACAUGGGUUCGUGGGCCGUGAGGAUCUCUCAUAGCACGGCGACCUUGUCCCCAGGGGAGCCUUGCGGUUUGUACGAGCUUCGGCUCGUGCACCGUCUCAAUAUUUUCCUG
Molecule: messenger RNA, 156 nt
Organism: Phanerochaete carnosa HHB-10118-sp
Lineage: Eukaryota; Fungi; Basidiomycota; Agaricomycetes; Polyporales; Phanerochaetaceae
Exons: 1
Source: RefSeq, a predicted model, not a curated record